AUGGUCGAGUUCCUUGACAAGGCCUCUGAGCUUGCCGCUGAUACGCUUGGCAGCCUGUUCAAGCCAAAGUACAGCAAGCUAGGCUUCCCCUUGCUCAAUUCCGACCCUGUGCUGGAUGCUGCGAGAUGGGCUGGCUUCGAAGUGGUGGAGUACGAUCUGCCACCUUAUCCUCUGCGCACAGCAGGCAUCAUCGCCAUCCGCAUGAUGAGCUUCAUGUUCUUCACCAGCUUUGUCGCCCGCUUGCUCUACUACCACGUCGCUACCAAGAGCCAGGUGCUCAGGUACGGCUGUGUGGGCGGCCUGAGCGCCGUUCUUCUCGCUUGGCCCAUCGUGACUGGCAUGAGCGGCUGCAUGAUGCUCGACUUUUGGCGUCCAGCUCUUGGUUUCCGUUCAUCCCUUUUGGUGUACGACAUUUUUGUGAUUCGGACUCGCCAAGAGAUUGACAGCUGGAACUUCGCUCGAUUCUUCUGCGGCCUCUGGGCAUUCCCAAAAGAGGAGGAUGACAUCGAGGAGCGCACCAAAGCUGAAGGUUUCAAGAGAAACGCGCGCAUUGAGAAUGCAAAGGGAUACCCGAAGGUGCUGGUGGAGGGAAUCAUCUUCCUCCUGACGCUUUACAUCAUUCCGCCUUACGAGAUCGCCAAGGACCUACCUCAACUGAAGUACCACCUCUAUUGCGAUGCUUUGGGCGUUUCGAUCCUCAUGGCAUUGGCUCUCUUCGGAGAUGGGUUGCUCAAGGGUCUCGGUAUCAUCUUCAACGUCGAGAUGCAAGACAUGUUUGAGAGCCCCCUUUCGACCAUCAACAUCCGUCUCUUCUGGUCGCACUGGAAUCGUGCAAUUGCCUCCGUCUUCCAUCGUGUCAUUUUCGGCGGCCACAAGAACAAGAAGGUGUCGAACAACGGGCCUACCAAGUCGCAGCAGAUUGCGGCAAGCAAACGCGUCCGCGAGCUUGCUCAAGCCAAGCGCAAGACGUACGACCACCUCUCAGAGACAGAAGCUGAGCACAGCAAGACUGACGACGAGGAGCACGAUCGUCGCGCCAAGAAGAACGGACUCAAGAUGACCCCCACGAAACCGGCGCAGCCCCAAGCCAAGCCUGCGAAGCGCUCACCCUUCCUGCCAAAGGCCGUUGCGGCCGUGGUCACAUUUGCUGCUAGCGGCAUCUUCCACGAGCACAUUACGUACAGCACGAUGGGCCAGGCGGAUGGCAUGAACUUCCUUUUCUUUGUGCUGAACGGCCUUGCGACAGUGGCCAGCACGUGGUUCAGACGUACCUACCCAGAGAUCAACAACAAGAUUCCGACCAUCGUUGCCGUGCUCCUCCUCCACUCCUUCUUCCUUGCUGUCGUGCCCUUGUUCUGCAACAUCUUUAUCAAGACCGGCUUCUUCAUCCAGAUGGAGGCCCUCAAGUACGAGAUUCUGCCGGUCAACUUCAAGACUCGAGGCAGCUUCAUCUACAUCUUUGGCAAAUGA
Molecule: messenger RNA, 1470 nt
Organism: Ceraceosorus guamensis
Lineage: Eukaryota; Fungi; Basidiomycota; Exobasidiomycetes; Ceraceosorales; Ceraceosoraceae
Exons: 5
Coding region: 1-1470 (489 amino acids)
Biological process (GO): lipid metabolic process
Source: RefSeq, a predicted model, not a curated record